AUUCAUACCAGAACUGAAAGCUAAAUUGGUACAAGAAGCAAAAGUCAAUUCACUCAAAAAGUCAAAAGAGAAUUAUAAAGAAAUUGAACUUAUGAAAGAUGAAAGAAAAACAAUAUAUAGCAGAACACAGCUAAAUACUUCAGGUUUGGGGAAGGAAAUAGAAAAAGAAAAAAAGUCCAAGGAAAUCAAAGUCAGAGUUAUUAAAAUCAAAGGAGAGAAAGGAGAUAAUGCAGAACCAAAAAAGAUAGCUUAUGAAGGCGGGCAUUGUCAACAGGAUGCAACUGAAAAUGUUCAUUCUGUGUUUCAAGAUGCAAAACCUCUAAUCAUUGAACCACCAAACUCUGUCAGCCCCAGCAUUUGCUCUAAUGGCAUGAAAGAAGAUCCACAUGCUGGAAGUUCUAUGGUGAUGCCACCCAUCAAUUUAACCAAUAGUAAUUUCAUGGCUACAAAUUCGAAUUCAAAUCUCACCCACUCUAAUCCAAGGUGA
This is a messenger RNA of Chrysochloris asiatica (Cape golden mole), 487 nucleotides long. Its product is annotated as cyclin-dependent kinase-like 3-like. The transcript has 2 exons. The record is from RefSeq and is a predicted model, not a curated record. The annotation marks the transcript as partial. NCBI's taxonomy places the organism in Eukaryota, Metazoa, Chordata, Mammalia, Afrosoricida, Chrysochloridae.